Messenger RNA from Larimichthys crocea (large yellow croaker), 3859 nucleotides. RefSeq names its product protein kinase C and casein kinase substrate in neurons protein 3. Lineage: Eukaryota; Metazoa; Chordata; Actinopteri; Sciaenidae. Gene Ontology annotation, cellular component: endosome; cytoplasm; plasma membrane. Gene Ontology annotation, molecular function: phospholipid binding; protein binding. The record is from RefSeq and is a predicted model, not a curated record. Gene Ontology annotation, biological process: plasma membrane tubulation; cytoskeleton organization; regulation of endocytosis. Bases 693 to 1859 code for a protein of 388 amino acids. The transcript is spliced from 10 exons.
GAAUGUAGAGGGGAGGAAAGAGGGGGUAUACAGACAAGCACAGGGGGAUGGAGUUCCCCUUAUCUGGUCAUGCUGCUAUGUGUUGGUCUGUAAAAUAGUAAAACAUAGUUAAUGGAUCAGUUAACACACACACACACACACACACAAAUACAGACUCUGGGUGACUCAGCUAUUGUCUGAGUCACCUAGACGUACACACAAACCACACAAAAAAAAACACAGCACACUUCAUUGACACUACACUGAGGGAGAUGACGCGAAUGAAUGAAAGAAUAAAAGAGAGAGAGACAAUUUCCAACAAGUGGUGAAGUACAAAGAACAAGAGAAUAAGUUCCCUGCAGCUGUUUCAGAGAGAGAGAGAGAGAGAGAGACUCGGAGAGAAAGAGUGGGAGGGAGGGUGUGCGGGAGGAGAAGGAGGGAGGGGAAAAAAAAAGAAAAAAGAAGCCAACUCAUCUGACACAAACAGUGGGCCAAAGAAAGGGGAAGAGAGAGGAGCAGCACUGUCCAGAACGAGUGGAAAAUCAAAGCUGGAGGAGACGAGGAGAAGAGAAAAAAAAAAAAAAAAAAAGACAAGACGGAGAGAAAAAGAAGGAAAGAGAGAGUCUGAAAAAAGUUCUGACCUGAAAAGACAAAAGAAGAAGAAAAAAGGGGGUUGAAGCAGAGAGGGCCCCAACUUUUAGAGAGACAACAGGAUGUCGACGCUACCCUCAGAAAACAACCCCGAAGAUGCCAACAAUCGCAGCUUCUGGAUGCCUGGGAACUAUCACCGCACUGUGAAGCGGACAGAAGAUGCCUUCCAGGCCUGUAAUGACAUCGUGGCAUGUUUCCAAGAGAGAGCUCGCGUGGAGAGGCAGUACGCUCAGCAGCUCAGUGAAUGGAGCAACAAGUGGAAGCCGGUCGUGGACUCCAGUCCUCUGUAUGGAUCUCUUCUGAAGGCCUGGCAGUGUUUUCUGUCCUCCGCUGAUCGGCUGGCCUCCUUACAUGCCUCCAUCUGCCGCUCCCUGGUGUCAGAGGAUGGAGACCGGGUCAGGACCUGGCAGAAGGACACCUUCCACAAGAAGUUAUUUGGAGGGUUUAAGGAGUCCCACGACAUUGAGACGGGCUUUAUACGCGCUCAGAAGCCGUGGGCCAAACGGCUUAAAAAGCUGGAUAAAGUCAGGAGCGCGUACCACAAAGUGAGCCGCAAGGAGCAGGCGGCCAGGGAGCGGGAGGCACACGCUCAGGGUAACCCGGACGUCGCCAUCGACAAACAGAAGAAGAUACAGGAGGAGAGAGAGCUGGCUCAACAGGAGGCCGAGAAGGUCCGUGCCCGCUAUGAGAAAGUCCUCGAGGAGGUGAACCGCUACGCUCCACGCUACAUGGAGGAGAUGGAGUCCAUCUUUGACCAAUCGCAGGACGAGGAGCGCAAGAGGAUCGUCUUCCUCAAACAGGCGUUUCUCUCCAUCCACAAACACCUGGACAUUACCAACAAUGAGAGCGUGAGGGCCGUGUAUGACGAGCUCCACAACACGCUGAUGGCCAUCGACGAGCACGAGGACCUUCGCUGGUGGAAAAAUACCCACGGGCCCGGCAUGCCCACCGACUGGCCUCACUUCCAGGAAUGGACACCUGAGAAGAAAACCAAAAAAGGGAAGAAAGUAGUUGAAAAGAAAGGAACAAUAGAGAGGACUGUGAUGAUUGGAGGGGUGAAGGUUAGAGCUCUGUAUGAUUAUGUUGGCCAGGAGACGGAUGAGCUGUCAUUUAAAGCAGGUGAGGAGUUUUUGAAGAUCGAGGAUGAGGAUGAUCAGGGCUGGUGUCGGGGGAUGAAGGACGACGGUUGGGAGGGGCUUUAUCCCGCCAACUACGUGGAGGUGGUUUAGUUAGGCAACUUUUUAAAAAAAUGACACGUCUCGUUACAUCACAUGCUUCAUUUCACUGUGUGAAGUCACAACCUGGUUUAACGUCUGUGGAGUGCCAGAAACAUAAAAAAAAUCUAUGCUGUAAAGAACAACACACAGUAGCUGUUCGCCAAAGAUCUGCUCUUCGGUGAGAUAUUUCAGCAAAAUAAAAAAGUGCCCAGGUUGUGUAAUCUCUUGAAGGAUUUUGACAAAUGUUUUAAUAUAUACACAGUAUGCAUAGACCACUUGUACUGAAGCCAUAUGAUAAACAAUGCUUUAAUGUAAAAAUAUAAAAUGCUGUUCUUAUGGUACGCUAUAUAACUAGCUAUCUGGUGCUGAAGUUGCAUUACAGGACUUUGUCUGAGCUGUCUUUAUUUUUUCAACACAUUGUCAUAAAAAUGCUCACGAAGCUCAACAUAUGAAGAGAGUGACGCUGAGACUGUGAUUCUAAAUAAUCCAAAGUCGGCCUGAUAGACGUAGACAUGAGCUGUAUUUCUCGUCUGUUUUUUUUUUCUGGUUUAACCGAACAGUUAAAUAUUUUAGGAAUAUGGUUGUUUGCUGUCAAAAUGCACAAUGAGAUGCAAAGAUCGACAUCAGUUUUAUCUCUGUGUGCCAAGUACAGGGGGGAACUUCUAGCCUGGCAGCAUCAAAACACAUUCCUGGAGCUUCUUAUCUUCUGUCUUGUUUGCUUAAAGCGGCUGUAAUCAAUUUUUUCACAUUACCAACCAAUGUUCGGACACUUCAGUUUCCCCCAACACUACAGAGCUUUACGGGACAUUUUCAACUUGUUGUUUUUUUUGUUUUUAGCCCCCAACCUUUUGGUCCAGUCUCACCACUUCCAUUAGCUCUGUCUUUGGCUGCAGUUGUACACUGUACACCACAUACUCAGCAUCAAACGACAACUAGCUGGUGAGCACCAGAUAUUUUGGUUGACUGUUGUAUUGAUGCAUUGAUUACUAGUUUUCUAGCAAUCAAGACACGUUAUGGUUGUAUAGUGAUUGGCUGUUGCCUUAUAUUGGAAAACACCCACAAUAGUUACAUGUAAACAUGAGCUGCAGGUAAUUACAACAGUGUUAUUUCAAGUGACAUAAACAUUAAAAAUGAAUGAAAAUUCAGUUUGGUAAGAGGCUGUGGUAACCACAAUUAUGUACUAGACAGAGAUAAUAAUGGACUUGGCAGAGAAAACGGUCCCACAACUUUAAUUCAUGGACUAACUUAAACAGUUGGACACCUUGUGCUGCAUUAUCACUUAUAUUACGUGUAAAUAAGAUUCUGCUUUGCAGUUCUGCGUAGUUUGACAGUUGAAACUCAAAAGGGAGAAAGCAGUUGUUCAUGAAUUGCAGGGUUGGUGCUUCAGUCCUGCACCAAAUCUUUCAAAUUGCUGCUGAUAGCCGAGCCAGCUCCAUCACCAUCAGACUGUGUCAGUGUGUGAUUGAGAGACAAAUUGUGAAGCAUUUUGCAGCAUAAAAAAAAAAUGCAGUCCAGUUUUUCGAUUUUGAUGGAGCAAAGCUAGCUGGAGUUUCUCUGUUUCCAGUUUUUAUACUAAGCUGGUUGCAUGCGAGAUGAUCGUCAAAGCAUCAGGACGCAGGUUCUUCUUCACAUGUUCCACGUGCAAUAAUAUUCCUGCACAGAUAAAACUGAUAUUGUUCUUCAUCAAAUUCUCAUUUUGAUGCCAAACUUUCAUAUUUCUCAGCAUGCGACUGUUCCUUUAAGAUAAGUACUGGGGAACAAAUAGUUUUCCUGUCUGUCUGUAAUAUCUAAUCAUCUGUUGCUAUACUGUAUGUAUGACACUUAUCGUGGAGAGCAUCUUUACCAAAGUGAGGAAACACCUUCCAGAAACUGCUGGCUUUGCCUUGAGCCUUCGUCAGUAUCUGUGUAUAUGCUGUGUGUCUUUAUUCGACAUGUACAAACGUUGCAUUUAUCCCCCAAACGUCCUUUGUUUUGCAAACUGUUCGUCUUUUGGAAAUAAAAUUUGAAACUGU